CGCCCAUUUUUUCAGAACAUCUCAUGUCACUUGACAAUACUUUCAGAGUAUGAGAGUGACGGUAGAAAAAGAGAGAGAGAGAGAGAGAGAGGAAAAAUUGACAGACAGAGCGCAAGAACCAACAUGAGUGCGGGCUAAACAACGGGGAAACGCAGUUAAUGUCGCAUUACGGCGCAGGUUGCAUAAGAACGUGCAUCGUUUCGGCGUGUGUCCGUCCUGUCCUAAAAGAAGCUCGCGUCACGAGACAUGACGGAGACCAGCGACGAAGCCAGAAAACGGCGGGAAGAAUGCGAGAGGAAGGCCAGGCGGGGGGAGAUGGACCCCCGCUUGGAAUUCACCUUCCAACUCUUGAUGGACGCGACGCAGUUGAACCGACACGAGGUCAUGGACCAUGUCUUCGAUGGUGACAUGUUGGACGAGAUCAACCUACUGUUUGCAUCGCACAUGAGAUCCACUCUCGUCUGGUAUUACCAAGAAGUAGAAGAACCGGAUCCUCCGACCGACACGGUGCAACCGAAAACUGCGGCUUCCAGAUCAGCCCCGAACACCACGACAACGAAAGUGAAGGAGCAGAAGGAACUAAAGGAACCACCAAAGAAAAAGCUCUUCCUAACUGAUGGCUGGCAGGUGCCUUGCAUAGGCAUCUGCAUUUACAUGUUCAGAAUCAGCGUGUCGAAGCCGCUACCCGAGGAAGGCUUCCAGAAAGACCUCUACACAGGUGUGAUAGAUACGAUGAAGGUUGGCGUAAUAACUUCCAUCCAGCGAAUCGUGGAUCAAGUAUUCAUGGACGCGUUAGCGCAUCCUGGCCCGGAAGAUGAGGACGAUUGUACGAUGAUCAAGAGUCUCCUGCUGCCAGGCUUGCGAUCCUUUUGCAGCGCUCUUAAAGUUUGCGAAAAGGUAGCGCUCGAGAGUACCAUAUUCAGCGACGACGGGCCGAUGAUGACGGAAGUGCACAAUUUCGAAGAAGCGAAGAACUUCGUGGCGAAGGAGAACGCCGUGGAGCAAGUCGAAAAGAGAGUGAGACUCUGGAUAAAAAAGCUCAAGGACUUCAUGGCGGAGAGUAAGCAGGUGAAGAGAGAGAAUGAUUAUUCCGGGCCACAGCAAGAACUUGAAUAUUGGAAACGACGAGGCGCGCAAUUUAGUCAACUGGUCAACCGUUUGCAGGAUCACGAGGUCACCAUGUCACUCUUGUGCCUGCAAGUUGCACGCUCAAAGUUGAUCAAGGACUGGGUCGACGCGGAGGGCGAAGUAACUUAUUGCUACAACGAAGCGAAGGAUAACGCAAAGUUCAUCCAGGCGCUAGAAAAGUGCUGCCAUUGCCUCUAUCUCGACGAUCCUGUGAAAAUGCGAGAUUCGCUGGUGUCAUUACUACAGACUGUUCGACUCAUAUACAGCGUCUCGAGGUACUACAACACUUCGGAGAGGACAAGUUCUUUAAUGAUUAAGAUCACGAAUCAGAUGAUCGUCGCCUGUCGAGAUUACGUCACAAAAAGAGGUCGGGAAACGGUCUGGGGCCAAGAUCGAGUUGCCGCGCGUUCGCGACUGAAACAUUGCCUACGUCUAAACAAAGCCUACAGGGAAACGUACAGACUGGUUCGAUGUUCGCCGGCGGUGACGGAACAAGAAUUCUCCUUCUCGGAGACGCACGUUUUCGGCCGAUUCGACGCCUUUUGUGCCAGAAUUCGCAAGAUUCUCACCAUGUUCGAUCUCAUACAAGACUACCAAACUCUCUUCGAGAGACGAAUGGAGGGACUGCUUCUCGGAGAAGCGUUGGACGAGGCGAUGAAAACCUUCGAGGAAGCGAAGAAGAUCGCGACUAGCAAAUCCUACGACUACCUGGACCCGAGAAAUACCGACUUUGAUACGGACUACGAUAAUUUUAUGACGAAAACGGACACGUUGAAGGAGAGCAUCGGUGAGAUUAUUGAGAAGAAUUAUGCCGACGUGUGGGAGACGCCGCAGGGAAUACGAUUUUUAACGCGAUUCGAGAAGGUCAGCGAGAAAAUACCGCUCGCGAGAUUAGAGGAAAAGUACAACGUCGUCGUGAAAUAUUGCGACAGAGAGAUAGACCGGGUCCUAAAGCUAUUCAAACGGCAAAGGGACGACCCGCCGUUACCAAGACACAUGCCACCUAUAGCUGGACGAUUAACAUGGGCGAAUUCUUUGAAAGUGCAUCUGGACGAGUUGACGACGUCCGUGUCGAAUCAUCCUGUUCUGAAGACCUUGCCGCUGACUAACGACUUGAUCAAGAGAUACAAUCACGCCAUAGCGAUUCUUAAACAAUAUCAGAUCGACAUCGCCGAGAUCUGGACGCAUCAGAAUUCUUGGGUCAUUGAGGAUUGUUUGAAACGACCGUUGCUGAUAGUCGAUGAGAAAUCGGCGAAGGUGAAGGUAAAUCUGGAAAAUCGAGUCGUUCUCUUGUUCCGUGAAGCCGAUUGUCUGGCGAAGACCGGCUUAGAAAUCCCAAUCGUCGCACUGACGAUAUUGGCGAAGAGAGAUUACUUCACGUUGAUUACGGAUUCGCUUCAACUCAUGAUCGAGGAAUUCGUCUCUACCGCCAAACGCGUCAAGUUGGAAGUCCGACCGCUCUUAUUACCGCAUUUGGUUUGCGUUGCGUCUCUCUUGGAACCCGGCUUAACGGUCUUAACAUGGACUAAGCCAGAGUGGAAGAACUUUUGUCAAAACACAAAGGAACAGAUCAAGACCUUUGAUAUCCUGAUCACGAGAGUGCACGAUGUGUACGAUAACAGGAUCUUGCAAGUGUUGGAGAGCAUGCAGAAAGUAACUUUGCACGCUUUACCCGAGUCCGAACAGCCAUGGACGAUCGAGGAGUUCGUGGAGAAGAACGAAGAGAUAUGUAGAAUGGCUGCGGUGGAUUUGCAUCGCAAGAGCACGAUGGUCGAGGAAGCGGUAGAGGAGGUGUUGCAACUCGUUAGAAAGGCGAUAGAUAGCUUCAAAAGCAUCGCCAAUUCCCACCAGUUUGACUUUCUCAUCAACGAAGAAGCGGAAGGCGGGGAGACGGUGGAACAAACCGUUCAGCAGGAUUGGUCCGUUCUGUGGAACUGCUUCGAUGACCCCCAUCAGUUACUGACGACACCGGGCGCUUUACCCAAAGGCAUGCAGGAAAUGGUUCGGAACGCGGUGUCUGAGAUGAGGCGAUAUUAUUCCAGGAAGGUUGUGGACGUAUUAAUAAAAGUCACCAGGAUAUCUCUGGACGCGAUCAGAAAACGGUUUAUACGGGAACUCGAUUCGGAGACGUCACCGAAUCCGAUAUUUCUGUUGCACGCGACGCUGAUGAUUCCGACGGUGACGGUCAAGCCGAGCCUGGACGACGUUCAGGAAGCGUUGACGUCGGUUGGAAAGAUUAUCACGGGCGUUGCGAAAGGAGUGGCACAAUGGAACGUCAAAGGUAACAAGAAUAUGUGGAAAAGUUUGCCGUACCAAUCCAAGAGGAACUUGGUCGAUGUCAUGCUGCUGGCGCACAAUAACGUCAAGCAAGUGAAGCAAGAACCGGAAGACUCGAAAACCAGGAGACGUAGACUUUACAAGAUUCUUUCUGAGGAGAGACCCAUGUUUCCGGUCCAAGAAAUGAAUUUCUACGCGAUGGUCAUGGACAACAAGGAGAUCAUUAAAUUGCUCGGCAUGUUGAGCACUUGCACAAUGGAAUUACGGCAGGAUUUGACGGAAUUCCUCGAUCGCUGGAAGCCGUAUAAAUUUCUCUGGAAGAACGAGCGCAGCAUGCGAGAGUUACUGCAGAUCUCCCUGUCGGAAUUCGAAGCAACUCUUCGUAAGCACAGCGAACUCGAAGAUCGACUGGCCACCGAACCAGAUAUGAUCAUAUUCGGCACAUCGAUCGCCGUGUCGACGGAGAAGUUGAAGUACGGUCUCUACACAGAGAUCAAAGGUUGCACGCACAAGAUCGGGCAAGCGAUGAAGAAGAAGUAUCGUCGCGAAAUGGAGUACGUUUACGCGCUGAUGAACGAGAUGGACCGCAAGCUAGACCACCAGAUCCGCGAUCUGGACGACGUGCGUCUAAUUAUGGAUACCUUGAAGAAGAUUCGCGACCAGGAGGUCGACAUGGAGCUGAAAAUCGAUCCCAUCGAGGAGGCCUUCAACAUAGUCACCAGAUACGAAGUACCCGUUGACCAGGAGUGCUUAGAGCAGGUCGACAACCUAAGGGACACUUGGCAGAAUCUACUGGCCCGGGCACACGAAAACCACGUGUUGCUGUUAACGCUGCAGCCGCAGUUCCAGGACGAUUUGCGAAACAAUCUCGAGAAAUUCCGCUCGGACAACGAGAUGUACUGCGAGGAAUACAGAUCGUCGGGACCGAUGCAGCCGGGCUUGAGUCCGCGAGAUGCCUCCGACAGGCAAAUACUGUUCCAAAACAGAUUCGACGGUAUGUGGCGGAAGUUGCAGACCUACCAGAGCGGCGAGGAGCUCUUCGGCCUAGCUAUCACAGACUAUCCGGAGCUUUCGCAGAUCCGCAAGGAACUGAAUUUGCUACAAAAAUUGUACAAAUUGUACAACGACGUCAUCGACAGAGUCAGCAGCUAUUACGACAUUCCAUGGGGCGAGGUCAAUAUCGAGGAGAUCAACAAUGAGCUGAUGGAGUUCCAAAAUCGUUGUCGCAAAUUGCCGAAAGGAUUGAAAGAAUGGCCGGCGUUCUUCGCGCUCAAGAAGACGAUCGACGACUUCAACGACAUGUGCCCCCUCCUCGAAUUGAUGGCGAACAAGGCCAUGAAGCCGCGCCAUUGGCAGAGGAUCGUGGAGGUCACAGGAUAUACGUUCGAUCUCGAGAGUGAGGGCUUCUGUCUGAAAAACAUCCUCGAGGCGCCGUUGUUGAAGAACAAAGAGGACAUUGAAGACAUUUGCAUAUCGGCCAUGAAGGAGAAGGAUAUCGAAGCCAAACUGAGAACGGUCGUGAACGAGUGGUCCUCUCACGAGUUGACGUUCAUGACGUUCAACAAUCGCGGUGAAUUGUUGCUGAGGGGAGACACAACCGCGGAGACGAUCGGUCAGUUAGAAGACAGUCUGAUGGUGCUCGGCUCGCUGAUGUCGAAUCGCUACAACGCACCCUUCAGGAAGCAGAUACAGCAGUGGCUCACGGACUUGUCGAAUACAAACGAGAUACUCGAAAGGUGGCUGCUCGUGCAGAACAUGUGGGUCUACCUCGAGGCGGUAUUCGUGGGCGGCGAUAUCGCGAAGCAAUUGCCAAAGGAGGCCAAAAGAUUCAGCAAGAUCGACAAAAGCUGGCAAAAGAUCAUGCAGCGCGCCCACGAGACACCCGGUGUUGUGCCUUGCUGCGUGGGCGACGACCUGUUGAAACAGCUUUUGCCGCACUUACAAGAGCAACUGGAGUUGUGUCAAAAGUCCCUCAGUGGCUAUUUGGAAAAGAAACGCAUGAUGUUCCCGAGAUUCUUCUUCGUUUCCGACCCUGCACUCUUGGAGAUACUUGGUCAAGCGUCUGACUCUCAUACUAUACAGAAUCACCUGCUUUCUAUCUUCGAUAACACUCGCUAUGUAAAAUUCCACGACAUCGAAUACAAUAAGAUGACAGCCAUCGUUUCAUCGGAAGGCGAGACGAUCCUGCUUGAGAGAGCAGUGCGAGCGGAAGGCUCCGUAGAAACGUGGCUGAUGCAGUUGCUGCAAACGUCACAGCUCUCCUUGCAUUCUAUCAUCCGACAAUGCUACACCAUGAUCAACGACGCGAAUUUCAAUCUGCUGACAUUUCUCGACAAGAUGCCCGCUCAGAUAGGGUUGCUAGGCAUCCAAAUGAUUUGGACACGCGACGGCGAACUUGCCUUGGCUCAAGCUCGCGCGGACAAGAAGAUCAUGGUAGAAACGAACAACAAAUUCCUCGAUCUUUUAAACACCUUGAUCGAUCAAACCACGAGGGAUCUCAUGAAGAUAGAGCGAACGAAAUUCGAAACCUUGAUUACUAUACACGUGCAUCAGCGUGACAUCUUCGACAUUUUGUGUCGUUUGAACGUGCGAUCUGUGAACGACUUCGAGUGGUUGAAGCAGUGCAGAUUUUAUUUCAAGGAAGACCUGGACAAGACCUCGAUAUGUAUCACGGACGUUCUUUUCACUUAUCAGAAUGAAUACUUAGGAUGUACCGAGCGGCUGGUUAUUACACCAUUAACCGACAGGUGUUACAUAACUCUAGCGCAAGCUCUAUCGAUGUCAAUGGGAGGAUCCCCCUGCGGUCCGGCAGGAACCGGGAAAACCGAAACCGUAAAGGACAUGGGGAAGACCCUAGCCAAGUAUGUCGUAGUCUUCAAUUGCUCCGAUCAAAUGGAUUAUCGAGGAUUAGGUCGUAUCUACAAAGGACUGGCGCAGAGCGGUUCGUGGGGUUGCUUCGACGAAUUCAAUCGAAUCGAAUUGCCAGUCUUAUCCGUUGCCGCGCAACAAGUCGCCGUGGUGCUCGCCGCGAAGAAGGAGAAGAAGAAACAAUUUGUUUUCACGGACGGUGAUCAGAUCGAUAUGUGUCCGGAGUUUGGAAUAUUUAUUACCAUGAAUCCGGGAUAUGCAGGACGGAAAGAACUGCCGGAAAACUUGAAAAUACAAUUUCGCACAGUGGCUAUGAUGGUACCCGAUCGGCAGAUCAUCAUACGCGUGAAACUUGCGAGCUGUGGCUUUCUCGAGAACAUCACUCUCGCUCGAAAAUUCUACACUCUGUACAAAUUGUGUGAGGAGCAACUCACGAAACAGGUUCAUUACGAUUUUGGUCUGCGAAACAUAUUGUCUGUAUUGAGGACUUUAGGAGCAGCCAAGAGAGUAAACUCCAAGGAUUCGGAGAGCACGAUAGUCAUGCGCGUUCUACGGGAUAUGAAUCUCUCGAAACUUAUAGACGAGGACGAGCCACUCUUCAUGUCUCUCGUAGCCGAUCUCUUCCCUAAUCAAGUCUUGGAGAAAACGUCAUACCCGGAAUUAGAGGCGGCCAUUAAUGAACAAGUCGAGCAAGAUGGAUUGGUUUAUCAUUCACCGUGGGUGCUGAAGUUAAUACAGCUUUAUGAAACGCAACGUGUGAGGCACGGCAUCAUGACAUUAGGUCCGACCGGUGCGGGCAAGACGACUUGCAUACAUACCUUGAUGAAAGCAUUAACGCAAUGUGGCGACUCGCACAGGGAAAUGAGAAUGAAUCCUAAGAGUAUAACAGCCGCCCAGAUGUUCGGCCGUUUGGACGUAGCCACCAAUGACUGGACGGAUGGGAUUUUCUCGGCUCUAUGGCGCAAAACACUUAAAUUAAAGAAAGGCGAGCACGUGUGGCUGGUGCUCGAUGGUCCUGUUGAUAGUAUCUGGAUAGAAAAUUUAAAUUCCGUAUUGGACGAUAACAAAACCUUGACUUUGGCUAAUGGCGACAGACUAUCAAUGGCACCGACGUGCAAAAUCAUCUUCGAGCCGCACAACAUCGAUAAUGCAAGUCCUGCGACUGUUUCCCGAAACGGCAUGGUGUAUAUGAGCUCUUCAGGAUUGGACUGGGAUCCAGUUGUCACCGCUUGGCUGAAGACACGAUCGACGUUGGAACAAGAAGUUCUCGAUCAAUUGUUCGCGGAUUCAUUCGCUCAGGUCUACUCAUGGAGCACUCAAACGCUGACACUCGUCAUCGACGUCUUGCAAUGCAACAUAGUGAAACAAAUGCUAUGCUUGCUGGAAGGUCUGAUACCAGUAGAGACAACAUCAGAGGAAGCUGAGGACGAAGAAACAGAGAAAGACAAGCCCCAUCCGGUAACGGCAGAAUAUCUGAGACGCCUUUACGUGUUCGCGUUAGUGUGGAGCAUAGGGGCGUUGCUAGAAACCGCCGACAGAUUGAAGUACGACAAGUAUCUUCGUGAGAAUUUCGACACCUUGGAUCUUCCAACUUCCGACAGGUAUUUGGACGCUACGGUAUUCGAUUUCUUCGUCACGGAUAAGGGCGUAUGGGACACUUGGACGAGCAUGGUGACCAAUUACAUCUAUCCCGAGUACUCAACACCCGACUACAGCAACGUUUUGGUGCCCAUACCGGAUAACGUGAGAAUCCAAUACCUAAUCGACCUUAUCGGCCGUCAAGACAAGGCUGUACUAUUGAUAGGCGAGCAGGGAUCCGCCAAGACCAUCAUGAUGAAGUCAUACAUGAAGAAAGCGAAUCCGGACACGACUCUGAGUCGUUCCUUCAAUUUCAGCUCGGCCACGAGCCCAUAUCAAUUUCAAAAGACCAUCGAGAGCUACGUGGAGAAACGUCUGGGAAAUACAUUCGGGCCACCGGGUGGCAAAAAGAUGUUGAUCUUUGUAGACGACGUGAAUCUGCCGCAAAUCAAUGAAUGGGGUGAUCAGAUAACCAACGAGAUCGUUCGGCAAACGAUGGACAUGAAAGGGUUCUACUCCUUGGAGAAGCCUGGUGAUUUCAUCGUUAUCAUCGACGUGACUUUUUUAGCGGCCAUGUGUCAACCUGGCGGUGGCAGAAACGACAUUCCCUCGAGACUCAAGAGGCAGUUUAGCAUCUUCAAUUGCACAUUGCCUGACAACACGUCGAUCGACCGGAUAUUUAGCGUUCUGGGAGAAGGACAUUACAAUGUCAAGAGAGGGUUCUCGCAGGAAGUGCGCCAGCUCGUGAAGAAAAUGGUACCCUUGACGCGAAUACUCUGGGAAAGGACGCGAUCGAAGUUGCUGCCGACGCCGGCGAAAUUCCAUUAUGUGUUUAGUCUUCGGGAUCUCUCGAGGAUCUGGCAAGGAAUGGUCGGCACGUUGUCGACAGUCAUCGACAAGGAAAGCGUACUGAUGUUGCUCUGGAAACACGAGUGCACGCGGGUGUUCAGCGACAGAUUUACGUUACAGAGCGACAAGGACUGGUUUCACGCGGAGGUAGUUCGCGUCGUGGGCGAGAUUUUAGGAGGGAAACACGUGGGAAUGUUGAAUCGAGAACCUGCGUUUGUCGAUUUCAUGAGAGAUGCUCCGGAACCGACUGGUGAAGAAGGUGAAGACGCGGAUGUAGAGCUUCCCAAAGUAUACGAACCUGUUUACGAGGAGCAGGUAUUACGAGAUCGAUUGGACAUGUUUCUCGUGCAGUUCAAUGAAAUGCAAAGAGGCGCCGGAAUGGACUUAGUAUUCUUCCCUGACGCAAUGCUACACUUGGUGAAGAUAUCCCGAGUCAUUCGGCAUCCGAAAGGCAACGUGAUGCUAGUAGGCGUUGGCGGCUCUGGCAAGCAAAGUCUUACGAAGCUAUCCUCUUUCAUCGCCGGAUAUAAGACAUUCCAAAUCACUCUAACUAGAUCGUACAACGUGGCCAAUUUCUUAGAGGAUCUCAGAUUUCUAUAUCGCACCUGCGGUGUUCAGGCUAAGGGUACGACAUUUAUUUUCACCGAUCUCGACAUCAAGGAAGAAGGUUUCCUCGAAUAUCUGAACAAUAUCCUGAGUUCUGGAGUGAUCAGUAACUUAUUCACACGCGACGAGCAAGCGGAGAUCAUUUCGGAAUUGACACCGAUCUUGAGACGAGAAAAUCCCAAGAGAACUCUCAAUAACGAGCUAGUAAUGGACUUCUUUCUGCAAAGGACCUGUCAGAACCUACAUGUCGUAUUCUGCUUCUCGCCCGUCGGCGAGAAAUUCCGGAAUCGCGCGCAGCGAUUCCCCGCGCUCAUUUCAGGCUGCACCAUAGAUUGGUUUCAACCUUGGCCCAAGGACGCUCUAAUCCUGGUCGCCAAGCAUUUCCUUCACGACUUCGAAAUCGCCUGCGCCAACGAGGUGAAGGUUGAAUUGGUGAACGCAUUGGGCUCCAUACAGGACAUCGUUUCAAUAACCUCGGUCGAAUACUUCCAACGAUUUCGGCGCGCCACUCACGUGACUCCGAAGUCUUAUUUGAAUUUCAUCGGCGGUUAUAAGAACAUCUAUCGAUCCAAGCAACACGAACUCGGCGAAGGAGCCAAGAGAAUGGAUACAGGUUUAGCGAAGCUCGAAGAAGCCUCGAUAUCGGUCGAGAUCUUGAAGAGAGACCUAGCCGUGAUGGAACAAGAGUUGGUCCAAGCUUCUGAGAAAGCCGAGAAGGUACUUCUGGAGGUAACGGAGAGAGCUACGCAAGCCGAGGCUUUCAAGAAUCAAGUGCAAAGAGUAAAGGAAAAAGCGGAACAAUUGGUAGCCUGCAUAGCCGACGAGAAGGCGUUGGCCGAGCAGAAGUUAGAAGCCGCGAAACCGGCGUUAGAAGAAGCGGAAGCCGCCUUGAACACUAUCAAACCCGCUCACAUAGCGACAGUGAGGAAGUUGGGCAGACCGCCGCAUCUCAUCAUGAGAAUCAUGGACUGCGUAUUGAUUUUAUUUCAACGUAAGAUCGGCUCGGUAGUACCCGAUGUCGCCGCGUCGUGUCCCAAACCCUCGUGGGCAGAAUCCCUGAAGCUCAUGGCCAGUACGACGUUCCUCUUGCAAUUGCAAAAUUAUCCAAAGGACAUAAUCAACAACGAAAUGGUCGAGCUAUUGCAACCUUACUUUAAGAUGGAGGACUACAACAUGGAAACGGCGAGGCGAGUGUGCGGCGACGUCGCUGGUUUGCUAUCAUGGACCAAGGCGAUGGCAUUCUUUCACAGUGUCAACAAGGAAGUACUGCCGCUGAAGGCGAAUUUGGCACUGCAGGAAGCACGAUUAAAGCUCGCGAUGGAGGACUUGGCAAACGCUGAGAGAGAAUUGUCCGAGAGGGAAAUGGCUUUGCAAUCUGUCAAAGAGCAAUACGACAGCGCGGUGGCGGAGAAACAAAGAUUGACGGAGGCUGCGAACGUGUGCCUGAGGAAGAUGACGGCUGCGACUGCUCUGAUCAAUGGUCUAGGCGGCGAAAAGAUUCGCUGGACCGAGCAAAGCGGAGAAUUCAAGAUCCAACUAGGACGACUAGUCGGAGACGUUCUAUUAGCGACCGGAUUCUUGUCAUACUGUGGACCUUACAACCAACAAUACCGAGCCAGCUUAGUGACUGAAUGGAUGAAUAUAUUGACCGCGAAAUCUAUACCAUUCACAAAGAAUCUAAAUAUAACUAACAUGCUAGUCGACAGCGCGACCAUGUCGGAAUGGACUCUUCAAGGACUGCCGAACGACGAGUUGUCCGUGCAGAACGCGCUUAUCGUCACCAAGUCUUCGUCUUAUCCGCUUCUCGUGGACCCUCAGAAUCAGGGAAAGAUGUGGAUCAAGAAUAAAGAGAGCUCGAACGAGUUGCAGAUCACCUCGCUAAAUCACAAGUACUUCCGCACUCACCUCGAGGACAGUCUCUCGUUGGGCAGACCGCUGCUGAUCGAGGACGUGGCGGAGGAACUCGAUCCAGUGCUGGAUAACGUGCUCGAGAAGAAUUUUAUCAAGUCAGGCUCCAUUGAGAAGGUUAUCGUUGGAGAUAAGGAGUGCGACGUAAUGCCGGGAUUCAUGCUGUACAUCACCACCAAACUCCCGAAUCCUGCGUACAGCCCAGAGAUCUCCGCGAAAACGUCGAUCAUCGACUUCACGGUGACAAUGCUAGGUUUGGAAGAUCAACUAUUAGGUCGGGUAAUACUCAUGGAAAAAGCUGACUUGGAAGCGGAAAGGGUUGCCCUGUUCGAGUCAGUCAUGACCAACCAGCGUUCGAUGAAGGAGCUCGAGAGCACGUUGCUGCAUAGACUCACGUCCUCGGAAGGCUCUCUGGUAGACGACGAGGCGCUGAUAACCGUCCUCCGAGAAACCAAGACCACGGCCGAGUCGGUGAACGAGAAACUGCAGGUAUCUGCCCUUACUGAAAAGAAGAUCACUUUGGCACGCGAGGAGUUCCGCGCGGUCGCGUCGAGAGGAUCUAUCUUGUACUUUCUGAUAGUCGAGAUGAGCAACGUCAAUGUAAUGUACCAGAACUCGUUGCGGCAAUUCCUGACGAUCUUUGACAACUCGAUCACCAAGUCCACGAAGAGCCCUAUCACUCACGAGCGUAUCAACAUAAUUUUACGUCACCUCACAUACGAAGUUUGGGCAUUCACUCUCAGGAGCCUCUACGAGCGACACAAAUCGCUGUUUACGCUGAUGCUUGGUAUGAAGAUAGACUGCUAUAAGGGCACCAUCUCCCACGCGGAAUUCAACGCCUUCAUCAAAGGCGGCGCAUCCUUGGAUCUCAACGCGGUGACGCCGAAACCGUUCAAGUGGAUACUCGACAUAACAUGGCUGAAUUUAGUCGAGAUAAGCCGACUCGAGGUGUUUUGCGAUAUCCUGACAAAAAUCGAAUUCAGCGAGAGGGAAUGGAGAAUGUGGUACGAGAAAGAAAAGCCAGAGGAAGAAGAGUUGCCGUGUGGCUAUCAGAAGAGUCUCGAUGUGUUCCGUAAGUUGCUGCUCAUCAGAUCAUGGAGCCCCGACAGAACUUUGUCACAGGCGAGAAAAUACAUCACCGAGUCGUUAGGCAAAGAGUACGGAGAGGCUAAAAUAUUAGAUUUAGAGGCGACAUGGCUAGAGUCCGAGACCAGAACGCCGCUGAUAUGCCUGUUAUCUAUAGGUUCUGAUCCGAGCCCGCAGAUUACAGCGUUAGCUAAGCAAAAAACGAUCUCGUUAAACUCAGUGUCCAUGGGACAAGGCCAAGAGUUUCAUGCACGCAGAAUGAUCAACGAGGCCAUGAACACGGGCGGCUGGGUUCUUCUGCAAAAUAUCCAUCUAUCUUUGCCGUUCUGUACAGAGGUGAUGGAUGCUCUCGUCGAAACGGAGACUGUACACGAGGCGUUCAGACUCUGGAUGACCACCGAAGUGCACCUUCAGUUUCCCAUCGGCUUGCUACAGAUAGCGAUUAAGUUUACGAACGAACCACCCCAAGGCAUAAGAGCUAGCUUAAAGAGAACUUAUCAAGAAGUGACUCAAGACACCCUGGAUUACAGCACGCAAUCCCAAUGGCCACCUUUGUUAUACGCUGUCGCGUUUCUGCACACGGUGGUGCAAGAGAGAAGGAAAUUCGGACCGCUCGGCUGGAAUAUACCCUAUGAGUUCAACCAGGCGGAUUUUGCGGCGUCAAUUCAGUUUAUACAGAAUCAUCUAGACGAUAUGGAUCCUAAGAAGGGUGUUUCCUGGCCGACUGUCUGCUAUAUGCUCGGCGAGGUUCAAUACGGCGGCAGGGUCACGGACGAUUUCGACAAGCGUUUACUGACGACUUUCACACACGUCUGGUUCUGCGACGUAUUAUUACGACCGGGUUUCGAGUUCUAUCGGGGAUAUAGGGUACCUCAGACGAGAAAUCUUCAGGGAUACGUAGACUACAUCGACAGUUUACCCGCCACCGACACUCCGGAAGUUUUCGGCUUGCAUCCAAACGCUGAUAUCACUUACCAGAUCAACACAGCGAAGGGUAUUCUCGAUACGAUUCUCAGCGUACAGCCGAAAGAGGGUGGCGCACAGGGUGGUGAAACCAGAGAGAACGUCGUGUAUAAAUUAGCCGACGACAUGCUGUCCAAGCUACCUAAGCAAUACAACUCGUUCGAGGUGAAGGAAGCUCUUCAGAGGAUGGGGCCGUUACUGCCGAUGAACAUAUUUCUGAGACAAGAAAUAGACCGGAUUUCGAGAGUACUCAAAGAAGUACGAAGUACUUUGACGGACUUGAAACUAGCGAUCGAGGGUACUAUCGUGAUGAGUCAAGGCUUGCGAAAAUCACUCGAUUCAAUGUACGACGCGCGUAUCCCGGACAAAUGGUUGAAGAUAUCUUGGGAGUCAGCCACUUUAGGUUUCUGGUACACGGAGCUUCUGGAAAGAGACUAUCAGUUCAGACAGUGGUGCAAUCACGGACGUCCAAGAGUUUUCUGGAUGACUGGAUUUUUUAAUCCACAAGGAUUUUUAACGGCAAUGAGACAGGAAGUGACCAGGGCGCACAAGGGUUGGGCUUUGGAUUCUGUAGUCCUGCAAAAUGUGAUAACGCGUUAUAACAAAGAGGAUAUUAAAAAUCAACCACAAGAAGGAGUUUACGUUCACGGCUUGUUUCUCGAGGGUGCAUCGCUCGACCGAAAAGCAGGCAAACUCGUCGAGAGCAGGCCGAAAGUCCUCUACGAACAAAUGCCAGUUAUUUACAUCUUCGCGAUAAAUACCACCGCCGGCAAAGAUCCGAAAUUGUACGAAUGCCCUAUAUAUAGAAAACCUCAGAGAACCGACUCAAAAUACGUGGGUUCUAUCGAUUUCGAGACAGAUCACAAUCCUCGGCACUGGACACUCCGAGGUGUAGCCCUGUUAUGUGAUAUUAAGUAAGAUGGAUAGGUAGAGACACUUGUGUAAAUUUAUUAUCUAUACUUUUUGAACAUAAUAAAAUGACAAAUAAGAGAAAAGAGCAUAUAUAUAAGUACAGAAUAUGUAAAUAGAUAUAUAGUAUAGACAAAUAUUUAAAUGUGUGUACAUAUAUAUAUACAGAACAUAGCGAAAGUACAUUAAUUAAACUCUUCUAGCCAAAGAUAUUUUCCACGGUUAGUUAUACGAUUUUGAUUUCAAGAUAUCAAUAACAGAAUUAUGUGGUCAUUAAAGGUAACUUCGUAAAUAUAUUAUAUAUAUAUAUAUAUAUAUAUAUAUAUAUAUAUAUAUAUAUA
This is a messenger RNA of Odontomachus brunneus, 14513 nucleotides long. It is a transcript of the gene Dhc1, whose product is annotated as dynein heavy chain 5, axonemal. The transcript has 34 exons. NCBI's taxonomy places the organism in Eukaryota, Metazoa, Arthropoda, Insecta, Hymenoptera, Formicidae. The record is from RefSeq and is a predicted model, not a curated record. Gene Ontology annotation, cellular component: dynein complex. Gene Ontology annotation, molecular function: ATP binding; dynein intermediate chain binding; minus-end-directed microtubule motor activity. Gene Ontology annotation, biological process: microtubule-based movement. The coding region runs from base 247 to 14181 and encodes 4644 amino acids.